Messenger RNA from Mytilus californianus (California mussel), 159 nucleotides. RefSeq lists its product as uncharacterized. The record is from RefSeq and is a predicted model, not a curated record. The transcript is spliced from 2 exons. The annotation marks the transcript as partial. NCBI's taxonomy places the organism in Eukaryota, Metazoa, Mollusca, Bivalvia, Mytilida, Mytilidae.
UAUCUUUUUAUAACCAGUGGCUAUCUGUUUAUAACCUGUGGCUAUCUGUUUAUAAUCUGUGGCUGCCUUUGCUAUCUGUUUAUAACCUGUGGCUAUUUGUUUAUAACCUGUGGCUAUCUGAACGUAAUGAUAAUUACGUACCUUACUGGCAACACAUGA